Messenger RNA from Diospyros lotus (date-plum), 1856 nucleotides. RefSeq names its product tubulin alpha chain-like. Gene Ontology annotation, molecular function: structural constituent of cytoskeleton; GTP binding. Gene Ontology annotation, biological process: microtubule cytoskeleton organization; mitotic cell cycle. Gene Ontology annotation, cellular component: cytoplasm; microtubule. NCBI's taxonomy places the organism in Eukaryota, Viridiplantae, Streptophyta, Magnoliopsida, Ericales, Ebenaceae. The transcript is spliced from 4 exons. The coding region runs from base 291 to 1646 and encodes 451 amino acids. The record is from RefSeq and is a predicted model, not a curated record.
GUUUUGAAAGCAGAGAAGCUAAACCAUGGUUGAAACCCGACGGUUAGGAUCACAGAUCGAACCCAAAAAUUGAUCUCAGCCGUUCGCUCCCUCCCGGGACCUAACCGUUGUUAACGGCGGACUUCUGUUUCCGCUAUAAAUUCAGAGAGCAAUGGCUCGUCGGGAGAACAGCGAACAUCAAUCCAUCGGAGGCGUCUUGAUAAACGCCUUUCGUUGUUUGCGCUUGUUUUUGUUUUUCCUUCGAUUUCCCACUGUUUCUCCUGCAGUUUCCUUCCACCCGAACAGUUAAAAUGAGAGAGUGCAUUUCGAUCCAUAUCGGUCAGGCCGGCAUUCAGGUCGGCAAUGCCUGCUGGGAACUUUACUGCCUCGAGCAUGGCAUCCAGCCUGAUGGCCAAAUGCCAGGUGACAAGAUUGUUGGUGGAGGUGAUGAUGCCUUCAAUACCUUUUUCAGUGAAACUGGUGCUGGGAGGCAUGUUCCCCGUGCUGUCUUUGUAGAUCUUGAACCCACUGUCAUAGAUGAAGUUAGGAUUGGAACCUACCGCCAGCUUUUCCACCCAGAGCAACUGAUCAGCGGCAAGGAAGAUGCUGCCAACAACUUUGCUCGUGGUCACUACACAAUUGGGAAGGAGAUUGUUGAACUCUGCUUGGAUCGCAUCCGAAAACUUGCUGAUAAUUGCACUGGCCUCCAAGGGUUCCUCGUCUUUAAUGCUGUUGGAGGGGGCACUGGAUCUGGUCUUGGUUCCCUUCUCCUUGAGCGGCUUUCUGUUGAUUAUGGAAAGAAAUCCAAGCUUGGUUUCACUGUCUAUCCCUCACCACAGGUCUCCACAUCUGUUGUUGAGCCCUACAACAGUGUCCUCUCAACCCAUUCGCUUCUGGAGCACACUGAUGUUGCCGUCCUUCUUGACAAUGAAGCAAUCUAUGACAUCUGCAGGCGCUCGCUUGACAUCGAGAGGCCCACUUACACCAACUUGAACCGCCUUGUUUCCCAGGUGAUUUCGUCCUUGACUGCAUCCCUGAGGUUUGAUGGUGCCUUGAACGUGGAUGUGACUGAAUUCCAAACAAACUUGGUACCCUACCCAAGAAUCCACUUCAUGCUUUCAUCUUAUGCACCGGUUAUCUCAGCUGAAAAGGCACAUCACGAGCAGCUCUCCGUUGCGGAGAUCACCAACAGUGCAUUUGAGCCCUCAUCUAUGAUGGCAAAGUGCGACCCCCGCCACGGCAAGUACAUGGCGUGCUGCCUGAUGUACCGCGGUGAUGUUGUGCCCAAGGACGUGAAUGCGGCUGUUGCCACGAUCAAGACCAAGCGCACCAUUCAAUUUGUCGACUGGUGCCCUACUGGAUUCAAGUGCGGUAUCAACUACCAACCACCUACCGUUGUUCCGGGAGGUGAUCUGGCCAAGGUGCAGAGAGCCGUCUGCAUGAUCUCCAACUCUACUAGUGUUGCCGAGGUCUUCUCCCGCAUAGAUCAUAAGUUCGAUCUGAUGUAUGCCAAGCGCGCUUUCGUGCAUUGGUACGUGGGUGAAGGAAUGGAGGAGGGAGAGUUCUCUGAAGCUCGUGAGGAUCUUGCUGCUCUGGAGAAGGACUACGAGGAGGUGGGUGCUGAGUCGCCUGAUGGAGAUGAGGGUGACGAAGGGGAUGAGUACUGAGGAUUGAGGAAGAGGGAUAGGGUUCAUCUGUGGCUGUUUGGCUUUCUUUGUGGCAUUUCCCUUUGUGGUACCGUAUUUUGUGUCUUAGGUUUCAGUCACCUGUUGUGUUUCUGAAUCUGAAUGGCAUCCAAAACUGGUGGAAAUCUAAGGGCCCUUCGUUUGUUCGUCUAUUUCUGAAUGAAUUAUGUGCUUUGCUUGUCCCUUGCAAGU